AUGGAUGGAGCAAAGAUUGUCAGAGUAAUCGUUUCUUGCAAUGGCUUGGUGUGUUUGAGAGCCAAUGGAAAUGUUAGAAUGGAGAUACACCUGUGGAACCUUGUUAUAGGAGAAUACAUCAAAUUGCCUUACACAUUUACAGUUCAUGGUGUUAACAUAUUUGGGUUUGGCUACGAUAACUCCAUUAAUGAUUUCAAGUUGGUAAGAAUGCACAGGGAUGAUAUUAACCGUUUUGGGGCUGAGAUUUACACUCUGGGAGCAAAGUCUCGGAAAAAGAUUUCAAACAUCCCCCAUGGACUUCCUUAUAGUCGGGAUGAGGGUGUACUCGUUAAUGGAGCUCUCCACUGGCCAGCCGGAACAUUUUGGGUUGUUGUUGCUUUCGAUUUGGUAAAAGAAACAUUCCAAGAGUUGCCACAACCUGACUAUGAUGACGACUGUUUCGGAUGUGAGAAUAGGAGAUUAAAUUUGGGUUCAACUGGCGGAUUUCUCUGCAUUGUUUGCAGCUAUAAGGAAAGUCAUGAUGAUGUGUGGAUAAUGAAAGAAGAUCCAGCGGCCAAUUGUGCGCCAAGUAAUGGCAAUGGCUGCCAUGGGACCCAAGUCCUUCGUCAAAUAGUACAAUGCAGUUAUUGGCGGAGGAGGAAUAUGAAAGAGCAGAGCAGAGCAGAGUCAGUUUACGAAGAGCAAAGACAGUCAGGAAAAUGCAAUGCCCCUGAGAAUGCUCAUUUUAGAGAAAUCCUUGGGCCCGUGGUAAUUGCUAUAAAUGAUGAAGUGUUAUCUUUGCCAACUCGAGAGGAAGCUCAGGCUGCCUUGCCAGCUUUGGAGCAUAAGCAACCGAUGGAAAGGACGGGCAUAACAAAUGAGUUGGCAGGGAUAUAA
Messenger RNA from Malania oleifera, 876 nucleotides. Its product is annotated as F-box/kelch-repeat protein At3g06240-like. NCBI's taxonomy places the organism in Eukaryota, Viridiplantae, Streptophyta, Magnoliopsida, Santalales, Ximeniaceae. The record is from RefSeq and is a predicted model, not a curated record. The transcript is spliced from 5 exons. Bases 1 to 876 code for a protein of 291 amino acids.